AUGAUAACCAAAAAGAAGAAGGCUGUGAUAGUGUUAUCUACUCUGCACGACAGCGACUCCAUUGACGGAUUCACCGGGAAACCCAUCCAAGUCAAGGAUUAUAACUUCACAAAAGGCGGAGUAGACACAGUGGAUUUGAUUCGCUCUAGAAUUUCCACAUCAAGAGUUGCGAAGAGAUGGCCGAUGGUUGUAUUCUUUCGGUUGCUUGACCUGGCAGGAAUUAACUCCUUGCGAAUUUUUCAGUUCAAUAACCCUCUACAGGUAAAGAAGAACGACAGAAAGUAUUACCUUUACGACCUGUCAUUGGAGUUGAUGAAUGAAAACCUGAAGCUGUGA
Belonocnema kinseyi is the source of this 336-nucleotide messenger RNA. RefSeq lists its product as uncharacterized. The transcript has a single exon. Lineage: Eukaryota; Metazoa; Arthropoda; Insecta; Hymenoptera; Cynipidae. The coding region runs from base 1 to 336 and encodes 111 amino acids. The record is from RefSeq and is a predicted model, not a curated record.